AUGCUGUAUGCCAAGCCCCCACCCACCAUUAAGGGUAUAAAAGGAUCAUAGAGAAAGGAGAGCCUCAAACAGCACCUACGUCCACGUCUAGAAGUCACCUGCUCUCCCAUUACCUGUCCCAGCACCAUGUCUCUCACCUGCUGUCAGCCCAGCUUCAGCUGCCGCACCAGCUGCUCCUCCCGGCCCUGCGUGGCCCCCAGCUGCCACAGCUGCACCCUGCCCGGGGCCUGCAACAUCCCCGCCAAUGUGGGCAACUGCAACUGGUUCUGUGAAGGCUCCUUCAAUGGCAGCGAGAAGGAGACCAUGCAGUUCCUGAACGACCGCCUGGCCAGCUACCUGGAGAAGGUGCGUCGGCUGGAGCGGGAGAACGCGGAGCUGGAGAGCCUCAUCCAGCAGCGGUGCCAGGAGCAGGACCCCUUGGUGUGUGCCAACUACCAGUCCUACUUCCGGACCAUCGAGGAGCUCCAGCAGAAGAUUCUGUGUGCCAAAUCUGAGAAUGCCAGGAUAGUGACGAAGGUAGACAAUGCCAAGCUGGCCUCUGAUGACUUCAGAACCAAGUACGAGACGGAGCUGUCCCUGCGGCAGCUGGUGGAGUCGGACAUCAACAGCCUGCGCAGGGUCCUGGACGAGCUGACCCUGUGCAGGUCUGACCUGGAGGCCCAGGUGGAGUCCCUGAGGGAGGAGCUGCUCUGCCUCAAGAAGAACCACGAGGAGGAAGUCAACACCCUGCGCUGCCAGAUUGGAGACCGCCUCAACGUGGAGGUGGACGCUGCCCCCACCGUGGACCUGAACCAGGUGCUGAACGAGACCAGGAGCCAGUACGAGGCCCUGGUGGAGACCAACCGCAGGGAAGUGGAGGAAUGGUUCACCAGGCAGACCGAGGAGCUGAGCAAGCAGGUGGUGUCCAGCUCGGAGCAGCUGCAGUCCUGCCAGGCGGAGAUCAUCGAGCUGCGCCGCAUGGUCAACGCCCUGGAGAUCGAGCUGCAGGCCCAGCACAACCUGAGAAACUCUCUGGAAAACACGCUGACGGAGAGCGAGGCCCGCUACAGCUCCCAGCUGUCCCAGGUGCAGUGCAUGAUCACCAACGUGGAGUCCCAGCUGGCCGAGAUCCGCUGCGACCUGGAGCGGCAGAACCAGGAGUACCAGGUGCUGCUGGACGUGCGGGCCCGGCUGGAGUGCGAGAUCAACACGUACCGGGCGCUGCUGGAUGGGGAGGACUGCAAGCUCCCCUGCAACCCAUGUGCCACCACCAAUGCCAGUGGCAACCCCUGUGGACCCUGCGGCUGCUCUCAAAAGUGUGGCUGUAAUUGAAAACCUUAUAUCCUCUUUGAAGACAUCAACAAAACCAUUUAGAUCAAGCACAGGAAAAGUCCUCAGGUUCUGCCUUUGCUGGGGCCCAGCUGACAUCAAGAAACCACGUCAUGCCAACUGUGAUACUUCUAGACACUGAAAUACCUUCCCGGUCUAACAAGCAAAGACACAUAUCAUCAACUUCCAAUGUCUGGAACAUGCCUUCGGGUUGAGAGUUGAGCCUCUUUGUGAAAAUGUUCAGCUCGCUGUCAUCUGAGCUCCAGUUAUUAGUUUAGGGUGUUUCCUGUACCUACUGCAUUUCCUGCUUUCCUUUCUUCUUUGGCAUUCUCUGGAAUGCAAGGAGGUUACUUCAUUUACUUCCCAAUAAACUUUAUUUCUCUGGCAUAGUAAAUGUGCUUCUCAUCCAUA
Messenger RNA from Microcebus murinus (gray mouse lemur), 1719 nucleotides. Its product is annotated as keratin, type I cuticular Ha4. Gene Ontology annotation, molecular function: structural molecule activity. Gene Ontology annotation, cellular component: cytoskeleton. Gene Ontology annotation, biological process: intermediate filament organization; epithelial cell differentiation. The record is from RefSeq and is a predicted model, not a curated record. NCBI's taxonomy places the organism in Eukaryota, Metazoa, Chordata, Mammalia, Primates, Cheirogaleidae.